Tarenaya hassleriana is the source of this 2525-nucleotide messenger RNA. Its product is annotated as mitogen-activated protein kinase kinase kinase 7. Gene Ontology annotation, cellular component: cytoplasm. The transcript has a single exon. Bases 438 to 2498 code for a protein of 686 amino acids. Gene Ontology annotation, biological process: signal transduction; protein phosphorylation. The record is from RefSeq and is a predicted model, not a curated record. Gene Ontology annotation, molecular function: protein kinase activity; ATP binding. Lineage: Eukaryota; Viridiplantae; Streptophyta; Magnoliopsida; Brassicales; Cleomaceae.
UAAUACAGAGCGACAGAAAGAGGGGGGGGGAGGGGGACAUUUGGGUCAGACAAAGGGACGCGGUGAACGUCGUUUAUGUGUACCCUCUAAAAUUGCACCCCCCCAAAAAGAAAUUCAAAUAAAAACAGAAACAAAAAUAAAAAGUAAAACGAGAGAAAUAACAGAAGAACAGCACCUUAACGACAGCACCCACCUAAAAAAAAAUCAGACAAUCGCUGACUUCCAACUAAUAUCCCCUACGCUUUCUUAAGGUUAACGGAAUCGAACUUUUUCCAUUUCGUCAUUCAUUCUUGUGUCUAGGUUAUUUUGUCAGAAUAAUUACUCCAUAACUUUCUGAUUGCACGAGAGAUUCGUCUUCCUUUGUGGGUUUGGGUCUCUACCCCUGGAGAGAUCUUCUGUUUUUGCCGGAAAAAAACGAAGGAACAAAAAGGGGAAGGAUGGAACAAUUUAGGCAGAUAGGGGAGGCAAUAGGGAGCAUGAGGGCAAUGAUGGUGUUCAAAGACACCAUCUCCAUCAACCGGCGGCAGUGCUGUCUGUUGCUCGACAUCUUCACGGCCGCUUACCUCUCCAUCUCCCAAGAGAUGAACGACAACCUCCGUUUCCAAGAGAAGCAUACCCCCAAAUGGAAGGUUCUAGAACAACCCCUACGGGACCUACUCUCUGUCGUACGCGAAGCCGACCUGUUCAUCCGCACUUGUUUGGAACCUAACGACUGGUGGGCAAAGGCCCUUUCCCUCUCCCAGAACAGGGACUGCGUCGAGCUUCACAUCCACAACCUCCUCUCCUGUCUCCCCAGCGUCAUUGAAGCCAUCGAGAUGGCCGGUGAGAUCUCCGGUUGGAGCGAGGAUGAGAUGAGCAAGAAGAGAUUGGUUCACUCCAACAAGUAUAUGAUCCAAUGGAAAGACCCUCAGAUGUUUAAGUGGAAGUUCGGUAAACAGUACCUGGUUUCUUCCGAUUUCUGCUGCCGGUUCGAGAGCGCUUGGUCUGAGGAUCGUUGGAUUCUCAUUAACAAGCUCCAGGAGAAGAAGAAGAAGAAGAACUCGGGGUCCGGUAAAAACCACGACACAAGGCUCGCUGACUUUCUCCUGAAGAACCUCGAGAACGGACACGAGAAUUUGAACUCCCCCAGGCUCCUGCCGUACUCUCUCCUUAAAACAAAGGAUUACCAAGUGAAACGGAGAUUAGGGAAUGGGGGCCAGGGCCAGGGCCAGUACAAGGAGAUCACCUGGUUAGGGGAGAACUUUGCGUUGAGGCAGUUCUACGGGGACAUGGAGGCUUUGCUUCCAGAAGUUUCUCAACUGUUGUCCCUUUCCCACCCACACAUUGAGAACAGCCUCUGUGGAUUCACUGAUGAAGAGAGCAAAGAGUGUUUUUUGAUCAUGGAAUUGAUGAGCAGAACCCUUUGUACCCACGUCAAAGAGGUAUACGGCCUGAGAAAGAAGAAUACUGUUUCUCUCCCAGCAGCGGUUGAUCUGAUGCUUCAGAUAGCACGCGGCAUGGAAUAUCUUCACUCGAAGAGAAUAUACCACGGGGAGUUGAAUCCCUCAAACAUUCUUGUCAAACCAAAAGGAAAUAAUACCCAUCCGGGAGAUGCCCAUUAUCUGCACGCGAGGAUUUCAGGGUUUGGUCUGAACUCUGUCAAGGGUUUCUCUCACAAAGCGGCUCCUUCGGGUCAGAACGAGAGCUUUCCAUUCAUAUGGUAUGCCCCGGAGGUGUUAGAAGAGCAAGAGCAGAGCGGAACUGCAGGAACUCUCAAGUAUACUGAUAAAUCGGACGUGUACAGCUUCGGGAUGAUUUGCUUUGAACUUCUGACCGGUAAAGUACCAUUUGAGGACAGCCAUCUGCAAGGAGAGAAGAUGAGCAGAAACAUUAGAGCCGGAGAGAGACCUCUGUUUCCCUUCCAUUCGCCCAAAUACGUCACAAAUCUGACAAAAAGAUGCUGGCAUACCGACCCAAACCAGCGUCCGAGCUUCUCAUCAAUCUGCAGAAUUCUAAGGUACAUCAAACGGUUUCUGGCAUUGAAUCCAGAAGGUCACAGCAGCCAGCAAGACACACCCUUUGCCCCUGGUGUGGAUUACCACGAGAUCGAAACAAAACUGUCACAGAAACUUUCUUGGGAAUCCACAGACAUACCUGCAGUUUCGCAGAUUCCAUUCCAGAUGUUUGCCUAUAGGGUCGUGGAGCGGGAAAAGACAAGCAGCACGAGCGAUCCCAGGGACAAUUCUGAAUCAGGUAGCGAUAGGACUUCCCUUAGCGGCGAUGAAAAUGGUGCUGCACCGGAUGAUCAGGUACCAUCCAUUAUUGAACGGAGGCUCUCGAGCUCAAACGAAGUUGGUAUUAGCAAGAAGCGUCCUUCACCCCUUCUGAAGAGAACUGGCCUGAAACCAAUUCAAGAACUAGGUAAGAUUAUAAAAAACAACAAAAUGAAACCAAAAUCUUGCCUUUGUUACUUAUCCUUGUCUCAGCAUUUUCUGCUCGUUUUACAUUUCUGGCAGUGAGUCCCAGAGGACGAUUGAGGCCUCCCC